Mizuhopecten yessoensis (Yesso scallop) is the source of this 1526-nucleotide messenger RNA. RefSeq names its product protein-cysteine N-palmitoyltransferase HHAT-like. The record is from RefSeq and is a predicted model, not a curated record. Gene Ontology annotation, cellular component: endoplasmic reticulum. The coding region runs from base 270 to 1526 and encodes 418 amino acids. The transcript is spliced from 10 exons. NCBI's taxonomy places the organism in Eukaryota, Metazoa, Mollusca, Bivalvia, Pectinida, Pectinidae. Gene Ontology annotation, biological process: protein palmitoylation. Gene Ontology annotation, molecular function: palmitoyltransferase activity.
UGUUUUGCUUUACAUGUGUUUAUAACUGAUAUUAGCGGUGUUGUAUUUCAUUAUCGGGGGAGUAUGCUAUUUCACAAGCCAAGUAUUUUCAAACAACGACAUUUUUCACAAACUGGAUCCGUUUAACUGAUGUGUAACGUCCGAUCGGCAUGACAUCCUUAAGGACGGAAGAAUGAAGUGAGACCAUGGCACCCUGCAGUUACCUGUAGACCCUGAGACUGUGUUAAGACAAACACAGAACAGUGCUUGAGCACAUUAUAAGGACCAAGAUGGGGAAGAGAAAGAAAGUGAACAAAGAACCAAGUAAAGACGACUAUGAUGGGAUCUCUGCUCUGCCAAUAUGGGAGUUGAGUUUUUACCUAGUGGUACAUAUCAGUGUGGUGAUCUACAUUUGUGCCUGCGUCUACUGGGCAUCCAUAGAACAUGAUGGGCUUCUCAACAUGUUUGAUUUUGAAGAAGGAUGGAAAAUACUUGGCAGAGAUAAGGACAUUUCCAACUAUGAGUGGCACUUUUUCUAUCAGUAUUUCUUGAGGGUUACUCCUUGGUAUGUUGGACACAUGGCCUUAGCAAGAAUCUGUGACUGGAACUUCGUACAUAAAGCAUUAAACACUCAUGAUGUUGAUGGCUACAAGAUCUACCUACUAAUGUUUACCCUAGCCCUGCUGCAGCUCAGAUACACAAGUUUCUGUCUGGAGAAGGUCAAAAGGUCAAACACAGACGACAGUCACAAAGAUAUUAAUGAAAAAGAAGAGGAAUCACACCUAACAUUAGGAUAUGGCCCAAUAGAUAUGCUUUUCUACGUCUUCUACUUCCCUCUAUUUUUCACAGGACCAAUUAUGCCAUACACAGUGUUCUCCUCACAGAUAUGCCAGCAGAGAAAGCCUUGGACGUGGACAAGAGUUACCUCUCUUUGUACAGACUUGUGUCGUAUUCUAUUCUGGGCCUUCGUGAAUGAGAUUUGUCUGCAUUAUUUCUACUUCAAUGCUCUACAACACAACUCCACUAUAAUGCAAGAAAUCAAUUUAUGGACAAUGGCUGGUAUUGGGUAUUGUAGCGGUCAGUUCUUCAUGACGAAGUACACCGUCAUGUUUGGACUUCCAUCCAUUGUGGCCAAAACAGAUGACCUUGAACCACCCAAGGGGCCGAAAUGUAUUUCCUAUAUAUACCUAUACUCGGAUAUGUGGAAAUACUUUGAUCGUGGCAUGUAUGAUUUCAUGAAAAGAUAUAUCUAUGUGCCUCUGGGGGGAUCACGGUCGGGCAUGGUGCGACAGUUUACAGGGUCAGUGCUGUGUUUUACCUUUGUGUACUACUGGCAUGGGUCAGAGUACUAUGCAUUUCUGUGGACAGUGUUCAACUUCAUUGGAAUCACCCUCGAGGCUUUGGGAGGGAUGCUAGUCCAAUUGCCCAAGAUCAAGGACAUACAGGUUCAAAUAUUUUAUUUCCUCGGCAAGUGUUUACGGAGGAAGCCAGGGUUGAGGAGCCCUGGGAUCUUCCCCCUUUACAAUUUGUGUAAUAAAGAAGCUUAA